UAUAGCUUAAUUAUUAUUGUGGCGGAUAAGCUAUAUUUCUGUAAUUUCAUUUAGGUAAGCCCAUAUCAGUACAGUUUGCUUUUGUUAAUCAUAUUUUUUAUAUCCCACCCUGAAAAAUGACUUUGUGUUUAAUUUCCGCGGGAUUCGAACCCACUUCGCCCGGAUCAUUAAGCAAACUCCAGCACCACUCGAUCACAAAUUAUUCUGUUAUAUUACCAUAAGAAUCAAAGUCACUAGCAUGCCCUUUUAAAAUUUUCUAAACACUCCCAUUCCAGCUUGGUAUGUUUAGAAAUCUUACCAUGAUUAACUUAAAUGUUUGUGUUUAAUACUAUUGUUCUCUACUAUAACAGUUACCUAACUAUACAUAUAGGGUCCUAGGAUUUUGUAAUCAACGGCUAAGGUUCACUAGUUACUGUGAUUUCUUGGAAGAUGGACAGUUUUUUAUAAUGAUCAUAUUGUGUUUGAUAAUAUUCUUUAGUUUUAAGUUAUCUGUAGAUAGUGCUUCAUAUAAUAAAACAAAGCAGGAGCUAGAAUGCGAGUUCCCGCCAAAAAUGGAGGAAGACUUGACGCAUGUAAGGAGAAAAAGACUGACGACUGAAACUGGACUGGUGUGCCUCGAAGACUAUCCUUACACGGUAUCAAUAAGGUUGCAUAACAAGCAUUGGUGUGGCGGAGCCCUGGUCAGCAGGCAGUGGAUUCUGACAGCGGCUCAAUGUUUUGAUUACGUAACCAAAGAAGAAGUGUCCGUUCGUGUCGGCUCCGUGUUUCGAGACUUCGGCGGUCAGCUGCUCUCCGUCGUCGACAUCCAGCUUCAUCCAGACUAUAAAAUUGACCAGUAUUACCCUGAACAUAAUCUGGCUAUGAUUAAGAUGAAUUUGCCAGUCUUGCCGAAUGCCCGCAUUAAGCCUGUUUCGCUGCCAUCAGAGAAUUCCGACCUCCCGCCCAUGUUUGGUGAAGUAGUCGUCACUGGAUAUGGUUCUGUGACAACAGGACAAAUCAGAGAAGGUGUAUUCCAGGAGCUAAGGAGGAUGAUAGUGCGAGAAGUGCCGCGAAGUGAAUGUAGACUCGUGUACGGCAAUGACUACCGAUUGCAGCAGGACCACAUGUGUCUGCAGAGUAUCGUCAAAGGGGUGGCUUUGUGUGCUGGUGACACAGGCAACCCUGCGGUAUUAUUUAGUGGUCUAAACAGAGCCGGGACACUAUUUGGGAUAGCGCUGUUUUCUGGAACAGAGGAGUGCGCUUUCAAGUCUAAACCUGGGGUGUUUGCAAAGGUGUCCUACAGCCGCGGCUGGAUUGAUAAGAUCCUGAUGGGAGUGGUGUCUGACCAUGACCAUAUUGACAGCGCGGACAGUGGCGAGAACGCUAUACCUUUUGACACGGAAUGAAAAAAUCUCUCAGAAUUAUGUCUCUGUUUAUAUCAUAUUUAAUCUUACUUACUUUUAACGAAAUUGUUUAUUCUAUGUCAUUAAUAUUAAUGUAAUGAAUUGAUUGCAUUUAUAAUGGAUCUAUAUUAUUUUGAAAAUACUGUGUUUAUUUUAAUCAGUAGAAAUGUUAAGUAUAAUUUAGUUAGUAUGAAUUGUAAACAAGUGUCAAAUUUAGUAGGUACCUCAAUUAAAUAACUCCAAACCUAUAUUUUGUUA
Amyelois transitella is the source of this 1640-nucleotide messenger RNA. Its product is annotated as hypodermin-A. Bases 447 to 1385 code for a protein of 312 amino acids. Gene Ontology annotation, molecular function: serine-type endopeptidase activity. Lineage: Eukaryota; Metazoa; Arthropoda; Insecta; Lepidoptera; Pyralidae. The transcript has 8 exons. Gene Ontology annotation, biological process: proteolysis. The record is from RefSeq and is a predicted model, not a curated record.